UGGCAAGUUGUUUGUUACAGUGUAGCACCAGCUGCUUUUUUGCACUCAGUCUGGAGCUACUGCUGCUAGAGUCUUCCUGAACUCAUUCAGCUUCCCUUCUCUGCUUCUCUUUCAAAUCCCCUAUCGCUUUCUUCAUUUUCUGCUCGUUUCUUACUUUCAUCUACUGCUUUAGAAAAAAAUAAAUAAAUCUGCAAUCAAAACAGAAAAGGAUAAAAACAACAUUAUACAUAGAUGAUCUACAAAUGAGAAGAAGAAAAAGAUGGAACUGCAUAUUCUAGAACACAGGCUAAAAGUAGCUAGCAUAGCAAAAGAAAACAUCCAGUUGUUCACCUAUGGAUUAAUGAAACUUGCUUUUUUAUCGUCCAAAACAAGAUGCAAGUUUUUCAGCCUCACAGAAACACCAGAGGAUUAUACCAUUAUUGUGGAUGAAGAAGGCUUUUUAGAACUCCCGUCCUCAGAACACCUGAGUGUAGCAGAUGCAACAUGGUUAGCGCUCAAUGUGGUAUCAGGAGGUGGCAGCUCCUCCAGUUCACAACCAAUUGGAGUGACCAAAAUUGCCAAAUCAGUAAUUGCACCACUGGCGGAUCAGAACAUUUCUGUGUUUAUGUUGUCAACCUAUCAAACAGACUUUAUAUUGGUACGUGAGCGGGAUCUGCCUUUUGUGAUGCACACAUUAGCAGCGGAGUUUACCAUCCUAAGGGUGGUGAAUGGAGAGACUGUAGCUGCUGAUAACCUUGGGGUAACAAAUGGAUUUGUGAAACCCAAGUUAGUUCAAAGGCCUGUUAUUCAUCCGCUCUCCAGUCCCAGCAAUAUGUUUUGUGUUACUAGCCUGGAUCCUUUUACACUUCCUACUGUGACUACACUCCUAAUGGAUGUUAUGUUUUACUCCAAUGGAGUAAAAGACUCGGCGGUUGGCAAUGAGGAAUCAGGACAUAUACGUUUUUUCUCGUUUUCGCUCAUUGAAGGUUACAUCUCAUUAGUAAUGGAUGUACAGACACAGCAAAGGUUCCCUAAUAAUUUGCUCUUUACAAGUGCUUCAGGAGAACUCUGGAAAAUGGUCCGCAUUGGUGGCCAGCCUCUUGGAUUUGAUGAAUGUGGAAUCGUUGCCCAGAUUUCAGAACCUUUAGCAGCUGCUGACAUCCCAGCCUACUAUAUCAGUACUUUUAAGUUUGAUCAUGCAUUGGUGCCCGAAGAAAACAUCAAUGGCGUAAUCAACGCUCUCCAAGUAAGCCAAGCGGAAAAGCAUUAGAGAUCUUUUGGUUGACACCCUUUUUAUUAUCUGCACAGUAUUUCAUGAGAAGCUGACUCUCAAGGUGCCAUGAAGGAUGAGAUAUACUGAAAGUGAGAUGAGCCAGGAGAAAAGCGCCAGCAGAGUUUUUCUUUUCUUUGUUUUUUAACUCACGGUUUCCUUACAUUAGUUUUCAAGUGAUCUGUAACCUUCUUGCUAACUUGGUAUUUAAAAUAAGAAAAAAAUAUAUUGCACAGUUGCAUUAAUAUGCUACAAAGAUGUACUGAAGCCCAGAGUGGCUUAUAAUAAUCUGCAGCAAACAUGGUUUUCAUUCAGAAUUGUCAUUGUGAAAAGCUUUGCGAAAAAAAAUGACUGAACAGCGCACAAUGGUAAACUAAAUUGCACUGUACUAACCAUAUUAAUGGCAUCGGACUUCUAGAAAAUUGUAAUACAAGAAAUAGUUCCACAUAUUUGAAUUGCAUAGAUUUUUUUUCCUUCUUAACCAUUUUUCAUUCUGCAAGAAUCACUUUGCGAGAAA
This is a messenger RNA of Bombina bombina (fire-bellied toad), 1766 nucleotides long. It is a transcript of the gene CASTOR2, whose product is annotated as cytosolic arginine sensor for mTORC1 subunit 2. Lineage: Eukaryota; Metazoa; Chordata; Amphibia; Anura; Bombinatoridae. The coding region runs from base 260 to 1249 and encodes 329 amino acids. The transcript has 9 exons. Gene Ontology annotation, biological process: cellular response to L-arginine; negative regulation of TORC1 signaling. The record is from RefSeq and is a predicted model, not a curated record. Gene Ontology annotation, cellular component: cytosol.